AUGGGCGAGCAAGCCUUCGCCCGCUGCCCCUCCCUCGCCUCCAUCGCGCUGCCGCUGCCCGAUGGCCUCUCGAUUGGCAACAGAGCCUUCUACGACUGCCCCCUCGACGACGAAGCGAAGGCAGCAGUGCGGGCCAUCAACGUUUGGGCGGUACGGCUUCCAAUCGACGCGCAGGGGCACACCACCGUGCCGGAGGGCGUCACCUCCAUCACAAGCAGCGCCUUCUCCGACUGCUCCUCCCUCGUCUCCGUCACCCUCCCCGCCAGCCUUCCCUCCAUCGGCAUCUACGCCUUCCACGGCUGCUCCGCCCUCACCUCCGUCACCCUCCCCGCCACCCUCACCUCCAUCGACCACGAAGCUUUCGCCAACUGCUCCGCCCUCUCCUCCAUCGACCUCCCUGCCAGCCUCACCUCCAUCGGCGAGGGCACCUUCCACAGCUGCUCCUCCCUCGCCCGUGUCACCUUCCCUGCCAGCCUCACCUCCAUCGACAACUACGCCUUCUACGGCUGCUCCUCCCUCGGCUCCGUCUCCCUCCCCGCCAACCUCACCUCCAUCGAAGGCUGCGCCUUCUACGGCUGCUCCUCCCUCGUCUCCGCCGCCUUCCCCGCCAGCCUCACCUCCAUCGGCAGCCACGCCUUCGCCCGCUGCUCCUCCCUGACCCGCGUCACCGUGCCAGACACUGCCACGAUCGGCGCCCACGCCUUCCUGCCCGCCACCACCGUCCUCCGCCUCUCGCCCGCAAGCAUGCGCGACCUGCAGCGCUGGUACGAGGCGGUGGACGGGGCUCUGGCCUACAAGCGCUGCCGCCCCCUCCUCUACGGCUGGCUAGAGCGGGCCCAGACCAGGCUCGGCUCUUACGGCCCGGACGGCGCGGCGCGCCAGCGCGACCGCGAGGAGUUCGAGGGCGACUUUGCGCACCUCGCGCUCCAUGCAGACUGA
Emiliania huxleyi CCMP1516 is the source of this 939-nucleotide messenger RNA. RefSeq lists its product as hypothetical. The transcript has a single exon. Lineage: Eukaryota; Haptophyta; Isochrysidales; Noelaerhabdaceae. The record is from RefSeq and is a predicted model, not a curated record. Bases 1 to 939 code for a protein of 312 amino acids.